This is a messenger RNA of Pterocles gutturalis (yellow-throated sandgrouse), 3262 nucleotides long. RefSeq names its product BUB1 mitotic checkpoint serine/threonine kinase (gene BUB1). Gene Ontology annotation, molecular function: protein kinase activity; ATP binding. The annotation marks the transcript as partial. Gene Ontology annotation, biological process: mitotic spindle assembly checkpoint signaling; meiotic sister chromatid cohesion, centromeric; protein phosphorylation. The transcript has 24 exons. The record is from RefSeq and is a predicted model, not a curated record. NCBI's taxonomy places the organism in Eukaryota, Metazoa, Chordata, Aves, Pterocliformes, Pteroclidae.
GAGCUAUGAGGCGCAGAUACAGAACUACCGGGGGAGCGACCCGCUGGAGCCGUGGGACAGGUAUGCACAGUGGGUAGAAGGAUGUCUUCCCCUUCAAGAGAAGCAAACCCGCUUGCCCGGUCUCCUGGAGCAGCUCGUGAAGGUGUUCUUAAGCGACAAGCGGUACCACCAAGAUCCGCGGUUUGUUAACCACUGCAUUAAGCUGGCAGAGUUCAUCACUUCUCCUUGCCAGUAUUUUGAGUACCUGUACGGGCAGGGAGUUGGCGCAAAGGCGUCUCACUUGUAUAUCGCUUGGGCUCAGCAGCUGGUCAACGAUGGCAACGUGCAGUGUGCGGGAGCUGUCCUGCAGAAAGGCCUUCACAACCAGGCACAGCCCCGAGAGAACCUGCAGCAGCUGUACUGCUGGCUGCAGAAUUACGAUCCUCAGAACCCUCCUUUGCAAGGUUCUGCUGUUAUAAAACCACUUCAACCUUCGCAUGCUGCAAAUCAAAUGGCUCCUCAAAAAGGUGUUUCAGAUCUUAAAGACCCAGUGUACACCUGCAAAAAUCAGGGUCCUGAUUUCAGCGGUACUCAGUCCUGCUCUGCUGGUGGAAGGGAAGAAGUAAAGUACGUUACGUACAUCUCCAAAUCCGAAGUUCUUCCGAAGCCGUCCUCUGCUGUUGGUGAAUGUCAGCAGGUUGUGAUGUAUGAUAAAAACCUGCUCCUGUGUGAAGGCUCUGAGCUGUCCUUUGAGGAGGUCAGAGCCAAGAGAUACUUCCAGAAGUACGAGCGCCUCAGAAGACAGCAAGAACUGGAAGAAGAAGAGAGAGACUCCCAAAGGAAGAAGGAGUCGGCUGUCCUUGAGCUGCAAGCCCUGCAGCAGAAGCUGGAGCAGCUCACCCAGCUCACCAAGAGCCCGGAGGAAACUAGGCUGGAGCCAGCCUGUACCAAAUCAGCUGAACCGAAUGAAACAAUGGUGCAUCUACACAUGGCACCCGGUGCAGCUCUACAGCAGAACACGAUGGCAUCUUGUCAGAAUUCAGAUCUGCCCAACGCCCGAGCUCUGGUCUCAGCCCAGGCUGGAGCAAGCACCUCAUUCUGCUCUGCUCUUACACAGUCGGUGAAACCCGCUGGCCUCCGGAUGGCAUCAGCCUCGCUGUGGGAGGGAAUGGCUCAGAAGGAGGCAGUCAAAACUCAGCUGCAGCCUGGAGAAGCCCAGAGCAGUUUGUGCCACCCUCCAUUCAAUACUGUUUUGGCUCAGGAGCGGACACAUCCUGGCUCGGCUCUUAACUGGAGCACUGCAGAACAGUACCCUAACAAGAGAUCUGCUGGACUAACUGCGGCUGGGGACGUGAAAGAAGCAUCCGGAGCUGGAAAUUCUUCCUUUGCUUCUGGCAAUGCUUCUCAAGCCACCCCAAACACCUCGCUGGGAGGAGCAACGCCGUUCAAAGUGCAGCCUUCGCCGACCGUUCACACCAAGGAAGCGCUGGGUUUUCUCAUGGACAUGUUUCAAACACCCAUCUUGCCUGAACCAUCUCCUCUCGAAGAGAGCGAGGAGCAAUUUGAAGCCUUUUACAGAAAAAGUGAGCCUGAUGGAAGUGUGAAAGCCAACGUUAUUGCCCCGGUCGUGCCUGCAUUUUCUAUCUUUGAAGAUGAGAAUGAAAAAGAGAACAGCAGGUUCCCCCAGCAUAAAACCAAGGCAGAAAAGCCCAGGACUGGUGGAGACCAUCCCCUGAUGGACUGUGCAGCGAGUACGGAGGAAGAAACAGGGACACCAGAGUUCUUGCGGGAUGAUUAUACGGUGUGGAACGUACUGAACAGUAACAAAACCUUAGCUCCCAGUCCCAACAACACGAGAGACUUCGCGCGAGCUGCCCAGCUUGUAUCAACACCCUUUAACUACCUGGCGGCACACACGCGACAGGCUUUGGAGGACAAAGCCUGCGGGGAUGACUUGCCGCAGAUGGAUUUGGAGUUCUCUGAAGAGCUGCACAAGCAGGAAAAAACCAAGAAGCUCAGCCCUGCUCUGGAACACCUUGCAGAACAAAGAGAGCUUCAAGGAAAGGGAAUUCAAGGAAUUGCUCCAACUGCUUCACAAAGAUCACACGAGCAGACUGCCACAAGCUGCACUGAGUACUCCCUGUCUGUUGGGGUGGACAAAAUCUCCCAGGAAAAGGUGUCUGGAGCUGGACAGGAGCGGACAGCCCCGAGUGUCAGAGCCGCAGUCCUUGUUGAGAACCCUUGGGAUAAGGAGUUGAUUCACAAAUUCUUAUCAGAGCUUCCUAAACCGCUCCACACCUAUGCCAACUACUUUGAGUGGCAAUCUGCUCUUCCAUCCAUCAGGCCGAAGGUUGUACUCCCCCUGGGUCCCAGCUCGUUCCAAGUGGACUGCUUGGUUGGGGAAGGAGCUUUUGCCCAGGUCUAUCAGGCUUCUGUUCUGGAUGCUGGUAACUCAAGGAACAAUGAGAAAGUGAUAUUUAAGGUCCAGAAGCCUGCCAACCCUUGGGAGUUCUAUAUCGCGACGCAGCUGCUGGAAAGGCUCCAUCCAAGCAUCCACCACCUCUACAUCCACUUCUACUCUGCUCAUUUCUUCCAAAAUGGGAGCGUUCUGGUUGGCGAGCUCUACAGCUACGGAACGCUGCUGAACGCCAUCAACAUUUACAAAAAGCUUCCCGAGAAGGUGAUGCCUCAAGCGCUCGUCAUCUACUUCGCUGUAAAAAUUCUUUACAUGGUGGAAGAGCUCCACAGCUGCAAAAUCAUUCACGGUGACAUUAAGCCUGACAAUUUCAUACUCGGAGAAAGGUUUCUGGACAACGAUACGUGUGACAUCGACAGCCUCUCUCAUGGCUUGACGCUCAUCGACCUGGGACAGAGCAUAGACAUGCGGCUGUUCCCGGAAGGAACGGCGUUCACUGCCAAGUGCGAAACGUCGGGGUUUCAGUGCGUUGAAAUGCUGACGCAGCAGCCGUGGAGCUACCAGACAGACUCCUUUGGCGUUGCAGCCACCGUCUACUGCAUGCUCUUCGGCAGCUACAUGCAAGUCAAGAACGAAAACGGCGUCUGGAAGCCCGAGGGAACCUUCAGAAGGCUGGCCAACGCUGAGCUGUGGAAAGAGUUCUUUGAGAGCAUGCUGAAUAUCCCCGGCUGCCACAGCCUGCCUCCGCUGGGAGCCCUGCGCAAAAGGCUGAGGGACUUAUUCUGCAGGUCCUACGCAAAGGAAAUAAAGUUGCUUCGGAACCGGCUCGUCAUGCUGCUCAUCGAGCACAGACGGUCACGAAAAUGA